Prorocentrum cordatum is the source of this 1632-nucleotide messenger RNA. The record is from the annotation of a GenBank genome assembly. NCBI's taxonomy places the organism in Eukaryota, Dinophyceae, Prorocentrales, Prorocentraceae.
AUGCCGGCCAUGUCGAAGCUCUCGGGCGGCCGCAAGCCGGUGUUGCUGCCGGCCGCGGGCGCCGCCGCGCUCGGCGGCCUGGCCUGCUUCGUGGGCCCCGCGGCGCGGCCGGCUGCGGCGCGCGCGCCGGCCGCGGCCGCGGGGGCGCAUGCGGGGCGCGGGGGCGCAGGCGCGCCCGGGCUCCAGCCCGUCCUGGGCUGCCGGCGACGGCGGGUGCGCGCGCUGCUGGCGGCAGCCGCCGUUGGCGGGCGGCUCGCGCCGCGCGCGAGGGGCGACACGGGCCACCCCGAGAACUUCGAGACUGCGGGCAUCGAGGUCACCACGGGCCCGCUCGGCAUGGGUGUAUCCAACGCUGUGGGCCUCGCGGCUGCCGAGGCGCACAACGCCGCCGUCUACAACAAGCCGGGCUUGCCCCUGAUCGACCACUACACGUACUGCAUCAUGGGUGACGGCUGCUGCCAGGAGGGGAUCUCCCACGAGUCCUGCGCAUAUGCUGGCCAUCUCGGCCUCGGCAAGCUCAUCGUCUUCUACGACGACAACGGGAUCACCAUCGACGGCCACACGGAGCUCUCCUUCACCGAGGAUGUGGGCAUGCGCUACGAGGCGUACGGAUGGCAGGUGCUGACGGUUGAGGAUGGCAACACCGACGUGGCUGCCCUCCGCAAGGCCAUCGCGGAUGCCAAGGCGUGCACCGACAAGCCCACCCUGAUCAAGGUCAAGACGGUAAUCGGGUACGGCUCGCCGAACAAGGCCGACAGCCACGACGGCACGGGGCGCCAAGAAGCAGGAUGCAUGGACAAGGUGUGGGCCGAGUACCAGGCCACCCGCCUGUGGUCGCAGGACUGCCUCAACGCCCUCGCCAGCACGCUCCCCGAUCUCAUCGGCGGCUCGGCCGACCUCGCGCCGUCCAACAUGACCCUGAUGAAGUGCACGGGCGACUUCCGCAAGGACUCCUACGAGGGCCGCAACAUGCGCUUCGGGAUCCGCGAGUUCGGCAUGGGCGCCGUCUGCAACGCCAUAUCCCUGCACAAGACCGCCAUCGAGACCAUCCCGUCGCUGCGCAUGAUCCCUGACCUGACCGUCAUCCGCCCGGCCGACGGCAACGAGACGUCGGGCGCCUACAAGAUCGCGUUCGAGAAGUCGAAGCUGGAGUCCAUGCCGACCUUCCUGGCGCUGACGCGGCAGGCGGUGCCCAACCUCCCCAAUUCGUCCAUCGAGAACGUCGAGAAGGGCGCCUACACCGUGGUCGAUCCGGCGGACCCAGAGCUCAUUCUCGUGGGCACAGGCUCCGAGGUGGGCCUGUGCAUGGAGGCCGCGAAGGAGAUGAGCCACAAGAAGAUCCGGGUCGUGUCCAUGCCGUCCUGGGAGCUCUUCCGGGCGCAGCCGGCAUCCUACAAGGACUCCGUGCUCCCGAAGGGCGUCCCGACCCUCAGCGUCGAGGCCGCCUGCACCAUGGGCUGGGAGGAGUGGGCCACGGGCCACAUCGGCAUCAACUGCUUCGGCGCCUCCGCCCCUGGCGGCACCUGCCUCGACAAGUUCGGGUUCAACGUCCCGAACGUCGUCUACUGCUCCCUGCGCAUGCUCAAGGGGGAGACUGGCGUGCUGUCGGACGGCAGCCAGGGGAAGCACUGA